Rhinichthys klamathensis goyatoka is the source of this 1054-nucleotide messenger RNA. RefSeq names its product fumarylacetoacetate hydrolase domain containing 1 (gene fahd1). The transcript has a single exon. Gene Ontology annotation, molecular function: acetylpyruvate hydrolase activity. The record is from RefSeq and is a predicted model, not a curated record. NCBI's taxonomy places the organism in Eukaryota, Metazoa, Chordata, Actinopteri, Cypriniformes, Leuciscidae. Gene Ontology annotation, cellular component: mitochondrion. The coding region runs from base 227 to 886 and encodes 219 amino acids.
UAUCGCUUUUCGGGCUUCGUGAUUGUGAUGGAUUUCUUCAAGUCAAAUAAUGUUUCCUGGACUUAAUUCCUGACAAUGGUAUCAGUUUUUUGUUUGUUUUAUUCGCACUAGAUUUACAUAUUUCGUAAUGUAGCCUACUACUAACUCGUCUCAUCGCCCUCCGUUAUCAAGCGACCAAAGGUCAUUUUAUUUCCGGCUGCAGGACUCGCUGGUGUUGGACUACAAAAUGAGCACGAGGAAUAUUGUUCGCUUUUGGGAAUGGGGAAAGAAAAUAAUAUGCGUCGGGAGAAACUAUGCAGAUCACGCCAUCGAACUCAAAAAUGCAAUUCCCAGCGAGCCUGUGCUCUUCCUGAAGCCCCCGUCUGCUUACAUUAGGGAAGGGUCUCCUAUUCUGGUCCCCUUCUACACCCGCAAUCUCCACCAUGAAGUUGAGCUCGGGGUGGUCAUUGGUAAAGGAGGAACUGCUAUUCCUCAGUCUUCAGCCAUGGACCAUGUGGCUGGAUAUGUGUUAUGCCUGGACAUGACAGCUCGAGACAUUCAGGACGAAUGCAAGUCCAAAGGUCUUCCAUGGACCCUGGCCAAAGCUUUCAACACCUCAUGCCCCAUUAGUGACUUCAUCCCCAAGGAGAAGAUCCCAGACCCUGGGAGCAUCAAUCUGUGGUUGAAGGUGAACGAUAUCCUGAAACAGAGUGGAAGCACAUCCCAGAUGAUCUUUUCCAUCCCAUUUCUCAUAAACUACAUCAGUGAGAUCAUCUCUUUGGAAGUAGGCGAUCUCAUUCUCACUGGGACCCCUAAAGGAGUGUCAAGCGUCCAGGAACAUGAUGAACUUCAAGCUGGGAUUGAUGGCAUUGUGACUAUGACAUUUAAAGUUGAUAGAAAAAGUUGAUUUGAUCAUCAAUAAUUAACAUUCUUGAGUCUCAAAUUGCUGCAAAGCACAAGCAUUUUGAUUUGUUUUAAAUGCGAAUACAAUGUCCGACAAGGACAAAUUCACUGAAUGGGAAACAUUGUAUAAUGUUUAAUCUUUUCUAAAUAAAAAAGAUCUGACUUCAUUAUA